Molecule: messenger RNA, 588 nt
Organism: Gloeophyllum trabeum ATCC 11539
Lineage: Eukaryota; Fungi; Basidiomycota; Agaricomycetes; Gloeophyllales; Gloeophyllaceae
Exons: 6
Coding region: 1-588 (195 amino acids)
Source: RefSeq, a predicted model, not a curated record
AUGACUCCGUUAGCCAACAAUAUGCUCUCUAUACUCAUGGUCAUCUUCGAGUGGUGUUCCGCCAUCCUUACAACUGUGCGGAGCGUACAGGCCAUCAGAAGUAACGGUACGAGCUGGCAGGAGCAGAAGAAGGGCUUUUUCUAUUUGAUAUUGGAGCAAGGUGUUCUUUAUUUCUGCAUUAUAUCGCUGUUCACUGUUACUGCCGUCAUCCUCAAUUUCCGUACGACCGGAUUUUGGCAAAGGCUCCUGAAUGCCUUCACUCUCCCGCUCUCAGGACUCCUUACCGCCCGCUUCCUCCUGCACCUCCGCGAAUGGGAGUCCUCCACAUACGUGAGCGGAACCAAGUCCACCCCGGGCGGCGACGCGGAACGAAACCAGCUCUCGGAAUUCGAAGUCGCGCGCAGAACCGCCAAUUCUCUCGUCGACGACUUCGGCGAGGACCCGGUUAUGAGGGAGAGGAAUCGGGAUACGCUGCCGGUGGAAAUGCCAAUGGAGGAGCGGAGCGCCGGGUCGCGCUCGGGCGGUUCCCAAGAGGAGGUGGUGCUCAAUUUGUCGGUGAAGGAGGGGAAGAGACGCGCGAUUGUGUGA